GUCAUGGCAACGAUGUCUCGGCAGUAUUCUCCGCAGUCGCCUGUCAUGGCAACGAUGUCUCGGCAGUAUUCUCCGCAGUCGCCUGCGAUGUCUCGACAGCCUUCUACAGGGUCAUCUGCGUUGUCCUUUGGCCCUGGAAAAAGCAUCGGAGGUAGCCAAGCUGCGCCAGAGCAGGUCUUGCAGUCACCGAUGUCUCGACAGACUUCAGAGUCAUCUGACAGCAGGACAGCAGGACAGCAGGGGCGACCGAAGGGUUUGGCACAACCGUCUGGCCCUGGCAGAAGCUUCGGAGCAGGCAGCCAAGCUGUGCCAGAGGAGGCUGCGGAGGCUCUGACAUCUGGCCUCCUUCCACUUUCUACUGUGCAGCAGCUUGUUUCGUCCGACUACCUUCUACUACCUUCAGAGGAGGAGGAGGGGCUUGCUCGACAACUGGCCCUGCUUACUGAGCUGGGAAAAGAGAAAGCCGCCCAGCUGGGCGAGAAGUUCAAGGAAGAGAUGCCCAAACCUUCGAAGCCGCCUGGCUCGCCUGGCUCUCCUGGCUUGCCUGGCUCGCCAGUUGUGCCACGGCGAGAACUCGUCUCAUCACAAGCAGCAUCUUCGGCAGGCAGCCCGAAGGGCCCGAAGGGGGCCACGGGCCGACCUCGGGUUGGCAAGGCGUCUCAGGAGAAGCCGGAGCCACAGGCUGCAGCGAGAGGACAUGAAGCAGAAGGCGACCCGAUUACCGCAGAGAUGGCUUCCCCCCAGACAGCCGAGAUGGAGAAGCCGGAGCCACAGGCUGCAGCGAGAGGACAUGAAGCAGAAGGCGACCCGAUUACCGCAGAGAUGGCUUCCCCCCAGACAGCCGAGAUGGUGUCUCAGGAGAAGCCGGAGCCACAGGCUGCAGCGAGAGGACAGGAAGCAGAAGGCGACCCGAUUACCGCAGAGAUGGCUUCCCCCCAGACAGCCGAGAUGGCGUCUCAGGAGAAGCCGGAGCCACAGGCUGCAGCGAGAGGACAUGAAGCAGAAGGCGACCCGAUUACCGCAGAGAUGGCUUCCCCCCAGACAGCCGAGAUGGAUCAGCAGAGCCACAGCUCGGGCAUGGCGGAAAGUGACGCGGCGGGCAACGCCACCUUUGCGUCACAUUUUUUGGGGCCCCAGGAGGAGGAGUCCCCCCAUCCGCAGCUGACAGACCAGCCACUAUGGACCGGUGCGCGAGGGCCCGUAGCUCCCAUGGCCCUAGAUGAGGAGGAGUCAAGUCUCUCGGAUUUGGAUUUCCUCAGCUGACUGGUGACAGGACAGGAACCAUCUUCUGAUGGCCAUUGCGCGCAGAAGUCGCAUCAAGUGACUCCAGAUAUCAAUCGAACAAGAUUGAUUCAAAUUGUGAUUCAACAUUGAUGUGAAUGGAUGUGAAUGGUCCAAAGGUUGAAAUUGAGCCUUCCAACGGUUUCACAUUCUGAGCACAAAAAGUGCAUCCAGACUCGAGCGCCAG
Messenger RNA from Cladocopium goreaui, 1468 nucleotides. Lineage: Eukaryota; Dinophyceae; Suessiales; Symbiodiniaceae. The record is from the annotation of a GenBank genome assembly.